Molecule: messenger RNA, 1630 nt
Organism: Somion occarium
Lineage: Eukaryota; Fungi; Basidiomycota; Agaricomycetes; Polyporales; Cerrenaceae
Source: the annotation of a GenBank genome assembly
GUCUGGUAGCCUCGUGUUCUCUUAGCGCCAUCCGUUCGCCUCGCCUGGGUUCGUCAAUUCCAGACUCCCGAACUACUUUUCGGCCAACAGCCAACUUGGCGGGAGGGUUCCUAUGUUAUAUCGUCUUUGCCCCAAACAUUCCGUUCUUUCUCUUUCUUUAAGAUGCAGAAACUAUUCCUCUGCGGUGUCUGGCACACAAUCACAGGCAUUUGAUAUCCUCUUUCUUGGUCGGGACGAGUUCUCUUGCCUCGUAUUGGAAGAACUACAUCACGCGCCUGAUGUUUGGAGUACGAUUCAAAUAGCCACUCAACCAGACAUGAGAGUGGGACGACGGGGAUCGAAGCUCGCUAUCUCCCCGCUGAAGCUCCUUGGACAAGAUCUGAAGCUCCCAGUUCACACUAUUCCGCCGGACAAACCGUCAUUCCGAUACUGGAAGCUGCCGCCACCUUUCCUACCUUCAGCAACUCCAAACCCUUCACAUGUCCUGGUGACGGCCUCCUUUGGUCGCAUUCUGCCAAAAUCAAUGCUCGACAUCUUUGAUCCAUCGCGCAAACUUAACGUUCAUCCUUCGCUCUUACCUGCAUACAGGGGAGCUGCUCCGAUCCAUCAUACGAUCUUGAACGGAGAAAGGGAAACAGGUGUUUGCGUUAUUGAGAUGAUGGAACGUAAGAAGGGUAUUGACGCUGGUUCAAUAUGGGGGAAGAGUCAAAUGACAAUUCCUGAUGACUGCGACUUUGUAUCCCUUCGUGAUUCGCUAGGACGUGAGGGCGGAAAGCUUCUGGUGACGGUUCUGAGAGACAUGUUAGCUGGCAAGGCAACAGCCGUGCCUCAGGACCACAAUCUAGCCGCUCCGCGUGCACCAUUUGUUACGGGGCAGGAUGCUGUUGUUGACUUCCACACGAUGACUGCGCAAGAUAUCGUUCGACGGUGUCGUGCCAUUGCCCACCAAAAACCUUUGCACGCAUUUCUCCAGACCGGACGUUCACUCCAACUGCAUGGUGUAUCAAUGCUUGAUGCAGCAGCUCUCUCUGAACAUGUCCUUUCGCAGCUCAUGGAGCCUGGAUUUGCGACUUAUGACUCCUACUCACGGUCUCUCGUCGUUCGCUGUUCCGAUGGCUCUAUCCUACAAGCAAAACAGGUGAAGCAGCAAGAUCGGGCGCUAUUGAAUGCAAGGGAAUGGUGGAAUGGCGUCAGUCCAGACCUAAGGGCGAUUCGAGGCAGCGACAGUGGUCCGAUUAUUCUCAAUUCCGAUUCGAACAUCCCAUCAAACCCUUAUGAACCUCUCUUUGAACCGGCUCUACUAUCAUUUAUGGGGAUUUUCACGGUAUUUCAAUAAUCCUACUCCCAUACCAUGAAAAAUGCACCUUUGUCCAAAAUUUAUUUCGAUCAGAAUGAAUAUCUAAAUAUUACGCUGCAUAAUGCAUUCAGACGAUGAUCAAUGUGAGGUCGGAGUAGCGUAUACAGUAUUGUCGCACCAUGACUCAUCCUCUAUCGAGCUCUAUCUCUCGUGCUUCAGAUACCCGUCGUCUUCGUCACCUACAAACUCUUAGUAGCUCAUAGACAGCAGAUCAAUGGGCAUUAAGGUAUUAUUAACCGACGCCGAAGGCAUGAAUAACAGAAAGUGAUGGGC